Molecule: messenger RNA, 1937 nt
Organism: Myotis daubentonii (Daubenton's bat)
Lineage: Eukaryota; Metazoa; Chordata; Mammalia; Chiroptera; Vespertilionidae
Biological process (GO): negative regulation of transcription by RNA polymerase II; regulation of immune system process; regulation of cytokine production
Cellular component (GO): nucleoplasm
Molecular function (GO): DNA-binding transcription repressor activity, RNA polymerase II-specific; RNA polymerase II cis-regulatory region sequence-specific DNA binding
Source: RefSeq, a predicted model, not a curated record
GGUGGAGCGGACGGGGGUCCUGGGAGCUGGGGGACGGCGGAGCCACAGGCCCUGGGUUCCCCACCCUCCCGGGGCAGCUCAGACCGGACGCUCGGGUCCUCCGGGUCCCUCCCCAGGGGGCGGGGCUAGCGGUUCUGACCAAUGACAGGCCGCCCAGAGACCCCGCCCCCGACGCCUCACGAAUGCCCAACCGCCGGGAGCCUGGCCUGGGGCUGCGUGAGCGCUGAACCUGCGGCUGGACACCAAGAUGCCUGGCGAACAGCAGACACCGAAGGUGGAGGAGGAGGAGGAGGAGAUGCAAGAGGAGAUGGUGCUGCUGGUGAAGGAUGAGGAGGAUGAGGGUGAGGAGAAGUAUGAGGUGGUGAAACUCAAGAUCCCCGUGGACAACAAGGAGGUCCCGAGGGAGGCGGCAGCGCCUUCUGCAGACCCGGCGCGUACACACGUGUGCCCGGACUGCGGCCGUGCUUUUGCACGCCGGUCCACCCUAGCCAAGCAUUCGCGCACGCACACGGGUGAACGGCCCUUCGAAUGCCCCGAGUGCGGCCGGGGCUUCUCGCAGAAGUCGGCGCUGACCAAACACGGCCGCACGCACACCGGCGAGCGGCCCUACGAGUGCCCCGAGUGCGGCCAGCGCUUUUCGGCCGCCUCGAACCUGCAGCAACACCGGCGGCGCCACACGGGCGAGAAGCCCUACGUGUGCACGCAGUGCGGGCGCCGCUUCGCUCAGAGCUCCAACUACGCGCAGCACCUGCGCGUGCACACGGGCGAGAAGCCUUACACCUGCCCCGACUGCGGGCGCGCCUUUGGCGGCAGCUCGUGCCUUGUGCGCCACCGACGCACGCACACCGGGGAGCGGCCGUACGUUUGCGCCGACUGCGGCACGCGCUUCGCGCAGAGCUCGGCGCUGGCCAAGCACCGGCGCGUGCACACGGGCGAGAAGCCGCACCUCUGUACCGUGUGUGGCCGCUGUUUCCGCCACCGGUCCAACCUGGCGGAUCAUACCCGCACGCACACGGGCGAGCGGCCCUACCCCUGCACCGAGUGCGGCCAGCGCUUCCGCCUCAGCUCAAACUUCGUCCGCCACCGUCGUUCGCAUAUGAUGCGCCGUCUCUAUAUCUGCGCUGUGUGCGGCCGAGACUUCAAGCUGCCCCCUGGCACUAAGGCCACCACUGUCACCGAGCGCUGCCCAGAGUGUGAGAGUAGAUGAGCCCCCUUGUCGCUGCGGCUGCUAGUGUCUGGCUGAGGAGGCGCAUGCCAGGGCCCCGACCCUAGGUGCUGGACUAAAUGGACAAGGACUCCGGGACCCUGGUCUGGGAAAGGGUGGGAAGGCAGAACUGGCUGCCCGGGACCUUGGAGACAUAGUUAAUCCUCUACUGCAGUGAUGGCAAACCUAUGACACGCGUGUCAGAGGUGACACGUGAACUCAUUUUUUUGGUUGAUUUUUCUUUGUUAAAUGGCAUUUAAAUAUAUAAAAUAAAUAUCAAAAAUACAGUGGGGCCUUGACUUAUGAGUGUCCCGACUAACGAGUUUUUUUUGAGAUACCAGCUGUCUCUCGGCUGAUUUUUUGCUUUGAGUUGCAAGCUCAAAAAAAUUUGGGUUAUGAGCCAGCUUCAGAUACCCCACCGCUAGUUGGCACAGCGAAUGUCACAGUGAUUUGACAUAGGAAUAAUUUGAGUUAUAAGCUCCGUCACGGAACAAAUUAAACUCGUAAGUCAAGGCCCCACUGUAUAAGUGUUUUACUAUGGUUGGAAAGAUCAAAAAAUUUCUAUAUGUGACACGGCACCAGAGUUAAGUUAGGGUUUUUCAAAAUGCUGACAGGCCGAGCUCAAAAGGUUCGCCAUCACUGCUCUACUGGGAUUUUUGGAAACCGUGGCCUCUUCCCCCUCACUACAAAUCCUCAACCCGUGUUAGUGAAUAAAGUAUUAUAUCUUCACGCA